GUUAGAAUGAUAAAAAAUGCUCUCUCUCUCUCUCUCUCUAUCAUCACCUGUCAUCCGGAACUACUGCUGAGGACUUUUCUUGGAGCUCAACGAAGAGAGAGAGAGAGAGAUCGCAGCGAUGGCGCGGCGAGGGUUGGGGCCGGCGGAGGAGUACGACUAUCUGUUCAAGGUGGUGCUGAUCGGCGACUCGGGGGUGGGCAAAUCCAACCUCCUCUCCCGCUUCACCCGCAACGAGUUCUUCCUCGACUCCAAGUCCACCAUCGGCGUCGAAUUCGCCACCCGCACCCUCAAAGUAGAGGGAAGGACAAUAAAAGUACAGAUAUGGGACACAGCAGGCCAGGAGCGAUACAGGGCAAUAACCAGUGCCUACUACCGUGGCGCACUGGGAGCCCUCCUAGUCUAUGAUGUGACCAAGGCCACAACUUUCGAGAAUGUGAACCGGUGGCUUAAAGAGCUCCGUGACCAUGCUGACUCCAACAUUGUGGUUAUGCUCAUUGGUAACAAGACCGACCUUAAGCACCUUCGUGCAGUUGCCACAGAGGAUGCACAGAGCUUUGCUGAGAAGGAAGGUCUGUCCUUCAUUGAGACCUCUGCUCUUGAGGCCACAAAUGUAGAGAAAGCCUUUCAGAUGAUCCUGUCAGAAAUAUAUCGAAUCAUCAGUAAGAAACCUCUGUCCUCUUCGGAGCCUGCACCAGGACCUACUGGAGGCAUCAAAGAGGGGAAGACCAUUGAGGUGUCAGCUACGAAUGUUGACAAUACAAAGAAGCAAUGCUGCUCCACAUAGAGGCGCUCCUUUGGCCUAUGUUUUGACAUGCUACAAUUUUGGGAUCAGAGCUUGUUGGCUAAUUUGUGUGCGUUAGUUGGGAUCGCGUGCUCAUUUGAGGUGGCCUUUUACUGCAUCUUUAGUAUAUCAAUGUAUUUUCCUUUUAGUUUUCAGCCCCUCUGAGAAAUAUGGAUGGAAAUAUAUACUUUAACCCCACAAAGAGAGUGAAUUGUCCGCGUGUUUUGAUGGUGAGAUUGUGUAGUCAGUUGCUCUUGUUCCACAGCCAAUCUGAGAAGGGAAUUAUGGAAACGUUCAGGUGCUAACUGCAAAUUGAUUCCCCAAGAAUUAUGUGCAGCAGUUCCCAGUUGUUUGUACGAGCCUGCGCCGUCAGCAUGUUUUCUGCUAGUUUUCUUAAAAGUUGCUUUCUUUCUGUUGCAGAAUGCGAUUUUCUUUUAUUUUAGCCAUCUUGGUUCUGUUGUAGAAUUCUUAUUCAUACCCAUAGCUGAGUAUGAUGAGUGGUGAUAAUCUUGGUUUCUUUUA
This is a messenger RNA of Phoenix dactylifera (date palm), 1303 nucleotides long. Its product is annotated as ras-related protein RABA2a-like. The record is from RefSeq and is a predicted model, not a curated record. Lineage: Eukaryota; Viridiplantae; Streptophyta; Magnoliopsida; Arecales; Arecaceae. Gene Ontology annotation, molecular function: GTPase activity; GTP binding.